GAGGAAUUGAGAGAGCUCCCUGUGUCCACAUUCAUGUAUCAAGAAAAGACCGUGUGAGGACACAGAGAGAAGGCAUCCAUCUGCAACCCAAGGAAAGAACCCUCACCAGACAUCAACCUAGCCAGCACCUUGAUCUUGGACUUCUCAGCCCCCAGAAUUAUUUCAGUUCAUUAUGUCUUCCCCUGAAAUUGCUUCCCUUUCAUGGGGGCAAAUGAAAGUACAAGGCUCUGCUACAACCUAUAAGGACUGCAAAGUAUGGCCAGGGGGCAGUCGGGCUUGGGAUUGGAGAGAAACCGGAACUGAGCAUUCCCCUGGUGUGCAGCCUGCAGAUGUGAAGGAAGUUGUCGAGAAGGGUGUACAGACCCUUGUGAUUGGCCGAGGGAUGAGUGAGGCCUUGAAGGUGCCUCCCUCAACUGUGGAGUACCUCAAGAAACAAGGCAUUGAUGUGCGGGUCCUCCAGACAGAGCAGGCCGUGAAGGAGUAUAAUGCCUUGGUUGCCCAGGGGGUCAGGGUGGGAGGCGUCUUCCAUUCCACCUGCUGAUGAAGUCUUAAGAGGAUAAUAAAUCACUAAGCAAUGAU
This is a messenger RNA of Galeopterus variegatus (Sunda flying lemur), 579 nucleotides long. It is a transcript of the gene AAMDC, whose product is annotated as adipogenesis associated, Mth938 domain containing. The record is from RefSeq and is a predicted model, not a curated record. Gene Ontology annotation, cellular component: cytoplasm. The transcript has 4 exons. The coding region runs from base 173 to 541 and encodes 122 amino acids. Gene Ontology annotation, biological process: positive regulation of fat cell differentiation. Lineage: Eukaryota; Metazoa; Chordata; Mammalia; Dermoptera; Cynocephalidae.